UUACGUCAUUCAUUAUGACGUCACAAUAGACAAAGAUCUGAUAGGCCUCAGAUGUAAAGAUUUUACAGUGCGGUAAAAUCAAAAUGGCGGAAAAGAACACUGACGAUAACCCUGAAAAUCAGACACAGGGCAGCGAUGAGAACCUGUCGACUUUCAGCACUGGCAGACAGUUCAUCAGAGAUCUUAGAGAAAAUCUGGAUGAAGAACUUCCAUUCAGUCGCAGGAGAGUGGCUGAAUUGCGUGCACCAUUCAUGCACACACAGGAAGUAGGAUCGAUUCGGGAAAACAAAGUAUGGAAGGUAUCUCAGGAUGACCACAGAUGGGGAAUCUUUGACCCCUACGCAGACGACGAACCCAGAGACACCAACACCAGACGCCGAUGGCUUACAGCGAUGAUGUCUCGGUUAAGUAAACUACGACCUCAGCAGAAUAAAGUGGAGGAUGUGGAGGGGGAAAACCCAGUAAUAAAGAAGGAAGAGAAAAAAGAGGAGGAAAGAGAAAUUAAAGAAAAGAAGAACGGAAAAGAAACAGAGCAGGGAAAAGACAAAAAUGCGGAGGAAAAGGAAGAAGGACAGAAAGUUUCCGAAAUAGUAGAGUCAUGGUGA
This is a messenger RNA of Saccostrea cuccullata (small rock oyster), 605 nucleotides long. RefSeq lists its product as uncharacterized. The transcript is spliced from 7 exons. The record is from RefSeq and is a predicted model, not a curated record. Bases 84 to 605 code for a protein of 173 amino acids. Lineage: Eukaryota; Metazoa; Mollusca; Bivalvia; Ostreida; Ostreidae.